Molecule: messenger RNA, 566 nt
Organism: Paramecium octaurelia
Lineage: Eukaryota; Ciliophora; Oligohymenophorea; Peniculida; Parameciidae
Source: the annotation of a GenBank genome assembly
GCGAUUAGAAAUGUCUAUAAAUAUGGAAGAUCUAAAAAAAGUUAAUGUAGAUACACUCACAGCAAAGGAGAAAUAAAAAUGCUAUGAGGCUUUUGUAGCAUUCGAUAAAAAUGUAUCGGGAUAUAUUGAGAAAGAUGAAUUAAGAGCAGUUCUUGAAGGUAACUUUUAAUAAAAGUCUUAGAAAUGGGUUAGAAGCCAACAGAAGAAGAAUUAAUAAAGAUGAUUAAUGAAGUGGAUUUAUCAGGAAGAGGAGCUAUUAGUAAAGAGGAUUUCUUAAAAAUAAUCGCUUAUCACAAAAUGAUUUUAUAGACAAGUGAUGAGGAAGACAUAAGUAAAAUUAUACAUAAUCUCAAUAGAACUUGCAUUUAUAGCAUUAGGUGGAAACGAAGAUAAAUCUGGAUCAGUGGAUAGGCAAAAACUCAUUAAUGUUAUAUAAAAUGAGUUUAAUCUUUCAAUCGAUUUAAAUGUAAUGAACAUUCAUAUUAAAAUAGAGACUGAUCAAGGAAUUGUCUCCAAACCAAAAUGAAUUGAAAUAUGAAGACUUUCGUAAUUUACUUUAAAACUGA